CGUCCAACUCCCAAAAGGCCUAAACAUAAUGAGGGGACGGGACGAACUCCACCACCACAAACCCGAGGAAGACGACGACGACGACGAAGAAACAAAGCAGCAGCGAGGAAGCAAGAGGAGGGCGCAUCAACCCGACUUGAAGCAUGAGGGCGUCGAUUAAUCGGCCGCCGACGCCGAGCGCGGAGCAGGAUCGGGACAAGGAGCCCUCCCUCGAAGAAGUCAUCAACAUCAAGUUGGUAGAGAGUGGGGAGAAGGAGAAGUUAAUGGAGCUCCUCCGUGAGCGGCUCGUCGAGUGCGGCUGGAGGGAUGAGAUGAAGGCGCUAUGCAGGGCCUAUGCAAGGAAGAAAGGAAGAAAUAAUGUGACAGUGGAUGAUCUUAUUCAUGUUAUUACUCCAAAAGGAAGAGCAUCAGUGCCUGAUUCAGUGAAGGCAGAACUGCUGCAACGUAUCCGGUCCUUCCUCAUGUCUACCUCACUUCGGUAGUCAUUUAUCGUGACGGUUAGAGCAACAUGUACCAUUGUACGAAUAUUGGGAGGUUGAUCUUGUUGGGACCAAAGGUGCAGAAAAAACAGUGCAUGUGGCAAUAGUGUGAGCAUGAAAACGAACCAGGGCGAUCUUCAUGAUGCUGUCCACAUGCUCCUUGGUCAGACAGGCAGUUGGUGCGAUUUUCAGGUGUACCAAGACACGGAGUUGUAAUCCUUGAAUAUUGUAUUGUUAAAGGAACCUCAGCGUGUAAUGCUGCAUUGUGUUGUCAUUGCUCAACUGAUGCUUGCUUUCAGGAUUAGAAAACUGAAAUAUCUUGAUAUAAAUGAUAAUAUUAAUGUGCAUCAUGUGAAACCUGAUUGGGUCAUCUUCAGUGGGGUCCAA
This is a messenger RNA of Setaria italica (foxtail millet), 866 nucleotides long. RefSeq names its product transcription and mRNA export factor SUS1. The transcript has 5 exons. NCBI's taxonomy places the organism in Eukaryota, Viridiplantae, Streptophyta, Magnoliopsida, Poales, Poaceae. Gene Ontology annotation, cellular component: DUBm complex; nuclear pore; SAGA complex. The record is from RefSeq and is a predicted model, not a curated record. Gene Ontology annotation, molecular function: transcription coactivator activity; chromatin binding. Gene Ontology annotation, biological process: poly(A)+ mRNA export from nucleus; regulation of transcription by RNA polymerase II; positive regulation of DNA-templated transcription. Bases 144 to 482 code for a protein of 112 amino acids.